GUCGCACCCUCAACCCAGAAUUAGAGUACUUAAACCGCGUCCCCAAGCUUUGUUCUUGUUCACCGACCUCGACAACGCCCUUCCAACACCAGCCCUUGUUUACAUUAGAUACCUGUUUACCCUAGAAUCACAAUGUGUGGCAUCUUUGGCUACUGCAACUUCUUGAAAGAAAAGGACCGCAAGGAAAUCCUGGAGAUUCUUUGCACAGGUCUAGCUCGUCAAGAGUACCGUGGUUAUGAUUCUGCUGGCCUUGGUAUCGAUGGCGACAAGCCAGGUGAAAUUGUUUUUUUCAAGGAGGUCGGCAAGGUUGCCGGCUUGCGGCAGCGUAUCGCGGAGUCUAGCAUUGACACGACCAAGUCGGUGAUAUCCCAGGUCUCCAUUGCUCAUACUCGUUGGGCAACACAUGGACCUCCCUCCGUUCUCAAUUGCCAUCCACUUCGCUCUGAUGUGAACAAUGAGUUCAUUGUUGUACACAACGGUAUCGUGACCAACGCUACAGCUCUUCGGCAAGUCCUGCAGAAGCGUGGCUUCAAGUUCGAAUCUGAAACUGAUACGGAGGCGGUCGCCAUUCUAACGAAAUAUGUCUACGACUCUCGGCCUGACAAACGCAUGACCUUCACAGCUCUUGUGAAGACCGUCCUGAAAGAGCUUGAGGGUUCAUUCGCCUUGGUCUUCAAGUCUAUCCACUUCCCGAAUGAGAUCGUGACUGCCCGUCGUGGUUCACCUCUCUUGAUUGGUGUUAAGACUGACAAGAAACUCAAAGUCGACUUUGUGGAUGUCGAGUUUUCUGGAGCGGAUGCUGACACCAAAGCCGUGGAAAGUCUUGCUGUUCCCACUUCCCCCACUUCUCGACUAGCGCCUCCAUCGUUACCCAAGAUGUCUCGUCGUCGGUCCCGCAACUUCAUGUCCGAGGACGGCAUGCCCCAACCCAUCGAAUUCUUUAUCGCCUCUGACGCUUCCGCCAUUGUGGAACACACAAAGCGUGUGCUCUACUUGGAAGAUGAUGAUAUCGCUCACAUCGCUGAGGGUCAAUUGCACAUUCACCGUCUGCGCCGGGAUGAGUCUACCACGGCCGAGACACCUGCCAUUCGCAACAUCGAGACGCUCGAGAUUGAAAUUGCCGAGAUCAUGAAGGGCAAGUUUGAUCACUUCAUGCAGAAAGAGAUUUACGAACAGCCUGAAUCCGUCGUCAACACGAUGCGUGGACGUGUGAAUUUCGAUGACUAUAAAAUCACACUUGGUGGGCUGCGUGCCUAUCUGCACAUUAUGCGUCGCGGUCGCCGUAUUGUAUUCUGCGCUUGCGGAACGAGCUAUCACUCUGCGUUGGCAACUCGUGCGAUCUUCGAGGAGUUGACCGAAAUCCCCGUUAGUGUAGAACUCGCAUCCGACUUCCUGGACAGGAAGACUCCCAUCUUUCGUGACGACAUUUGUGUCUUUGUCAGUCAGAGUGGAGAGACUGCUGAUACGAUCCUGGCAUUGCGAUACUGCUUGGAGCGUGGUGCUCUUUGUGUGGGCGUUGUCAAUACCGUCGGUUCGACUAUCUCGCGUGAAACACACUGUGGUAUUCACAUCAACGCUGGCCCUGAGGUUGGCGUUGCGUCUACCAAGGCAUAUACCUCCCAGUACAUCGCAUUGAUGCUGAUGGCGCUGCAACUAUCAGAGGAUCGGAUCUCAUUCACUGAACGUCGCAACCAGAUCGUCGAUGGCCUUCGUGCACUCCCUGCGCAAAUCAAGAGUGUUCUCGAAAAUGACAAGAGCUUGCGGGAGCUUGCCAAUAGCCUCCUUGCAAACUCACGCAGCUUGUUGCUGAUGGGCCGUGGAUAUCAGUCAGUAGCUCUCGUUUACAAUCCAAAUCGUAUGAUUGAUCGUCGAACUCUUUCAGGCAUGCCACUUGCCUUGAGGGCGCCCUCAAGAUCAAAGAGAUUAGUUAUAUGCACUCGGAGGGUAUCCUUGCAGGAGAGCUUAAGCACGGUCCCUUGGCGUUGAUCGACGAGAACA
This is a messenger RNA of Suillus subaureus, 1998 nucleotides long. RefSeq lists its product as uncharacterized. Gene Ontology annotation, molecular function: carbohydrate derivative binding; L-glutamine:D-fructose-6-phosphate transaminase (isomerizing) activity. Gene Ontology annotation, biological process: protein N-linked glycosylation; fructose 6-phosphate metabolic process; UDP-N-acetylglucosamine metabolic process. The transcript has 5 exons. The coding region runs from base 133 to 1986 and encodes 617 amino acids. The record is from RefSeq and is a predicted model, not a curated record. Lineage: Eukaryota; Fungi; Basidiomycota; Agaricomycetes; Boletales; Suillaceae.